Molecule: messenger RNA, 3726 nt
Organism: Menidia menidia (Atlantic silverside)
Lineage: Eukaryota; Metazoa; Chordata; Actinopteri; Atheriniformes; Atherinopsidae
Source: the annotation of a GenBank genome assembly
AUGGGUUAUCUGAAACAAAUUGACGUUGAAAACUUCAAGUCAUGGCGGGGCAACCAAGUUAUCGGUCCAUUCAUGCGGUUUAACUGUAUAAUUGGCACAAAUGGCUCUGGUAAGUCCAACGUGAUGGACGCUCUGAGCUUCGCUAUGGGGGAGCGGGCCGCCGCCCUCCGAGUGAGGCACCUGAGAGACCUGAUUCACGGAGCCCACGUCGGGCAGCCUGUGUCCAACAGCGCCCGCGUGGCCCUGCGCUACGGGGACGACGAGGACCAAGAGACGGUCUUCUGCCGGAUAAUCAAUGGGGAUUCCUCCGAGUAUCGCAUAAAUGGAGUUCAUGUGUCGUUUAUGUCGUACAUUGAGGCGCUUGAGAAGAUUGGCGUCGUGACCAAAGCUCAGAAUUGUUUGGUGUUCCAGGGGGCAGUGGAAUCCAUAGCCUUGAAGGACCCAAAGGAGAGAACCAAAAUGCUGGAGUGCAUUAGUCAGUCCAAGGAGUUUGCGGCAGAAUACAACAGGAAGAAAGAGGCCUUGCUGAAAGCCAAAGAGGACACCCAGUUUCACUUCAACAAGAAAAAAUCUGCCACUGUGGAGAGGAAACAGGUGUCCCAGGAGAAAAUGGAGGCCCAGAAAUACCAGGCGCUGGUCGACGAUCUUCACCAAAGCCGCCUGCAGCUGAGCCUUGCCGAGCUUUACCAAAACGAGAGAGGCAUCGGCACCAUCACUGACAGGCUUAAGGGGAGGCAGAACGCGGCAGCUGCUCAGAAAAAUAAACUGCUCAGCUGGGAGCAGACAGUCAAAGCCCACAAGAAAGAACACGGCCGCCUCAGCAGAGAAACGCAGCACAUCGAGAAGGAGAUCCGCGGUCAGGAGCACGUCCUCUCCCAGUCUCGGUCUCAGUACAUUAAAGCCAAAGUUAACACCUCUCAUCACGCAAAGAAGGCUGAGGAGAUCCGCAAUGCUGCAAAGAAGAGCAGGAGGCUGCUGGCCAAGAUGGAGCAGGACCUGAAAGAAGGCCGUAAGGAAAUAGCCGAACUUGAGAAAACCUGGAAGAAGCACGAGAAGCAGGUUCAGGAGAAGUGGACUGUACAGGGGAGGGACGUCGAGUUGGACGAGGAUCAGUUAGAACAGUAUAAGGAGCUGAAAGAAUUGGCCCGGAAGCAGGGGGCCGUCCUCAGCCAGCAGGCUGAGAAACUGCAUUGGGAGGUGAGAGCGGACAGUGAAAAGAUGUCUUUUGACCAGCGCAGAAAGAAGGAACUGGAGAUGGCCAUCAGAAACAGUCAAACCCACUUGGAAGACUUGACAACCAGAGCAGAGAAGCUGGAGGAGUACAACAAGAGCUGCAAGUCGAGCCUUGAGGACUGCCGUCAGCGCGAGGAGAGCCUCAGCGCAGAGCUUCAGCGCGCCUCCCAGCGCAGCCAGGAGGUCAACCAGCAGCUGGGCCAGGUUAUGGAGGAGCUGGGCAAUGCUCGCCUGGACAGACACGAGAGCAAGCGGCAGCUGCAGCGCAGAGAGCUGCUCGAGAAGCUCCGCAGGCUCUUUCCUCAAACUGUGUACGGCCGACUGUGCGACCUGUGCAGCCCAAUCCACAAGAAGUACCAGCUGGCCGUCACCAAGGUGUUCGCCGGCAACAUGAACGCCAUCGUGGUGACGUCCGAGAAAGUAGCCCGUGACUGCAUCAUGUUCAUCAAGGAGGAGCGAGCCGAGCCCGAGACGUUCCUGCCCAUCGACUACUUGGUGGUUAGUCCUCUGAACCUACGACUGAGGGAGAUUCCUGAUGCCAAGAUGUUGAUGGAUGUGGUCCAGGUGAACGCCGCCACAGGCGCGGCCGAGCUGAGAAAAGUGCUGCAGUAUGUGUGUGGCAAUGCCCUGGUGUGUGAAACCAUGAAAGACGCCAGGAGAGUGGCCUUUGACAGAGAAGAGCGCAGGAGGACGGUCACCCUGGAUGGGACGCUGUUUAAGACGUCAGGCGUCAUCUCCGGGGGUUCCAGUUACCUGCGGACCAAAGCUCGCUGCUGGGAUGAAAAGGACAUGCUGCAGCUGAAGGAACGCAAGGAUCGGCUGAUUAAAGAGCUGCACGAUCUGAUGAGGCUCAAGAGGAAGGAGUCGGAGCUGAAACAGAUCGUGGCUCAGGCUCAGGGAGCUCAAACUCGACUGAAGUAUUCCAAAACGGAUCUAGAAACCUUGCAGAAGAAGGCCAUCCCCCGAUGCGAAGAGGAGAUCUCUCGAAUGGAGAGCGAAUUAGCAAACCUGGACUGUCAGAUUCAGAUGCAGCUCGAGAGCCUGGAGGCAAAGAACGAACAAAUGAAGAAGAUCAGACAGAAGAUUGAGCAGAUGGAAGAUCGGGUGUUUUUCUCUUUCUGUGCUGAAAUCGGAUUGGACUCCAUCAGAGAAUAUGAGCAGGAGAACCUGAAACAGCAGACAGAGCUCGACAAGAAACGGCUGGAGUUUGAGAGUCAGUGCGCCCGCCUGAACGCGCAGCUGGAGUAUGUGGAAGAGCAGCUGGAGCAGGAGCAGAAGAAGCUGGUCAAAGCGGAAGACUCCAUCAGUAAGGAGGAGGGCAUGGCAUUCCGGGGGAAGGAGGAUGAGGAGAAGCUGUUGGAGGUGGUGGAGGAGGGGGAGAAAAAGCUGCUGGAGCUGAAGAACCAGCUGCUCACUAAAAAGAGUCAGGUGGCUGCUGUCAAAGCCGAGCUGGAACAGAACUCUCAAACCCUUCAGGAAAUGAACAAAGAGUUGACGAAGCUUCAGAGGGAGGUGAUGUCUGCCGAGACGGCCUUGGAGCAGAAACGCAUGGCGCGACACAACCUGCUGCUGGGCUGUAAGAUCCAGGGCCUGCCCAUCACCCUGCUGUCAGGGAGCCUGGACGAAGUCAGCGAGGUGCAGCUGGAAACAGAUUCAGAGAGCACCUCGCUCACCAUGGACAUCUAUGAGAGAGAAGCUCAGCUGGUCAUCGACUACUCCGAGCUGCUGCCGGAGUUCAGGAACCUGCGGGCUGAGCAGGAGAUCGAGGCCCACCUGGAGAGGCUGAGGGAGUCGGUCUCGUCCUUAGAAGGAGUGCUGCAUUGCACCACCACACCCAACCUGAAGGCCCUGGAGAGGAUGCGGGAGGUGAAAGACAAGCUCCAGGGGGUGACGGAAGCCUUUGAAGCCAGCACCAGGGCAGCCAGGAAGUGCAGUCAGGAGUUUGAGCAGGUCAAAGCCCAGCGCUUCCAGCUCUUCAGCCAGUGCUUCGAACACGUGUCCAUCGUGAUCGAUCAGCUCUACAAAAGAAUAUGCAGGAACAGCAGCGCUCAGGCCAUCCUGAGUGCAGAGAACCCAGACGAGCCGUACCUCGGCGGCAUCAACUACAACUGCGUGGCCCCAGGAAAGCGCUUCAUGUCCAUGGACAAUCUGUCGGGCGGAGAAAAGGCCAUCGCUGCUCUGGCCCUGCUGUUCGCCAUACACAGCUUCCGACCGGCUCCUUUCUUCAUCUUGGAUGAGGUGGAUGCAGCUCUGGACAACUCCAACAUUGGCAAGGUGACGAGCUUCAUCCGAGACGAGUCCAGGCAGAACAUGCAGAUCAUCGUCAUUUCCCUGAAGGAGGAGUUUUUCUCCAAGUCCGACGCUCUGCUGGGAGUCUACUCAGACUUUGACGGAUGCAUGUUCAGCCGCAUUCUGACCCUGGACCUGCGACCGUACCCUCUGGUGGACGAGGACAACGGGAACCGGGCCGACGCAGUGACCACAGCAGCCUGA